AUAAAAGCAUCAGAUUUUUAUUUUAUUUUUCAAAAUUCCAAAGGUGAAAAAAUCUAUUUCCCGCCAUUUAAACGGACCUCAUAAACGGAGAGGUGCUGACGAUGACGUCGGUGAAGGUGAGUUCUAAAAAUGAAAGAGGGAAGAAAGCACAUGGACGCGAGCAGCUGAAAUCAAUAAACCAACGGACUGAUGCUGAAAUAUCGGGAUUACCGUCUGGCUGUCGAUACGGAGCUUCGCGCGCUCUAUGUUUAAGGACCGCCUCGCAGGCGACGGGACACUGGUCAAUACGAUCCAAAAGUCACGGAAAUCUUUGUGCAACGAGAGUUUCCACGCGUGGAAAUGAUCCGAGAGGGGGAAUAAUCCGAGAGAGAAACAAAGAGAGGGAGAGAGAUCACUGAUGAUGAUGGUGGCCUAGGAACAUCAGGAAUUCCUCGCUCCGCUCGACUGGAUCUUUAAGGCGAUGAGGGAUUUUACGCAUUGCCAAGAAAACGGGCUCGCUUUCCUCCGCCGCGCAACGCGGCUUUACUUUUGACUCUGAGGAGAAUGCAUUGAAGUCGCAUGCAGUCUGAGAGUCUCUGACUCACGAGAAAAGGAACGGCGGCUCUGCGCAUUAAUGCGUGUGUGCGCGAGCGCGUACGCGUGCUCUCCCGUGACCGAUGGCACUGGAAUCCGUGCGUAACGGCUAUGUGCGCACUUGUGUCACUCCCACGGAGCAGGACUGCUGGCACUCGCGCUUGGGUCUCGUGUGGAGCCGAAGGAGCCUCUCAUCGGCCGCGUGCGUCGCCUCGCUGUCCGUGCUGCUCGCGCUGCUCGCCGCGGACUGGGACGCGGAGCGCGCGUGUCACUUGGUGACGCUCGCAGAACUCGUGUGGCAGCUGCUCUCCCCCGUCUUCACGCUCGUGUGUGCCUUCUUUUGGGUGGGCGUGUAUCUGCUCCGCUGCGGGGUGCUCAUCCGCACCGCUGUGUUCCUGCUCACCGUGUGCCAUCUGGGCGAAGCGGCGGCGCAGUCGCUGUUGGAUGCGCAGCAGCUGUACUCGUUCACCGCCACCGCGCUGGUGCUGCUCGCCUGCCUGGCCAGCGGCGCGCUCAUGGUGGUGCGUCUGGGUCAGGGCAUCUCCGUGCUCCUCUUCAUCAGCAUCAUCAGGACCGUAUCGCUGCUGUCUCUGCAGAAGGUGCGCGCCAGCUGGAGACCCUACCUGGCGUACCUGCUCGGGGUGCUGGGGGUCCUGCUGGCGAGGUAUGCGGACAGGCUGCUGCCGCCGGAGCAGGGUGCAUCACACCGGGAGGGAACGAGGGGAGAUAUUCCGGUAUUUAAGAGGCGCAGGAGGUCCAGCUCCGUAGUCUCGUCAGACAUGGCACAGCACGGCCAGCCCAGGAGCAAACCUCACAGGAGGACGUCGCUGCCCUGCUUGCAGAGAGACCAGAUGCUCCCACAGCAAGAAUGGGACCACAAAAGAGGCGCCCGAGGAUCUCAGCCAUCUGGCCUAAUGCAAUCUUCGGGCACCAGCGUGACGGUGGACAUCGCGGUGAUGGGCGAGGCCCACGGACUGAUCUCAGAUCUGCUGGCUGACCCCUCCCUCCCGCCGAACACCUGCAGCACCCUGCGGGCCGUCAGUAACCUGCUCAGCACCCAGUUCACCUUCCAGCCGCUGCACCACCGGCCGCGCCUGAGCCCCCUGCUGGCCUUCAGCGACGGACACGCCUGCUCCGACUCGGAGGAGGUGCCGGAGAAAGGAGAGAGGCUGGCCAUCCCGAAGCGUUUGAGGCGGAGUUUGCCUCCGGGGCUUUUGAGACGCAUUUCUUCCACGUGGACCACCACCACCUCAGCCACGGGUCUGCCCACCCUCGAACCCGGGCCGGUCAGACGGGACCGCAGUGCCAGCAUCAAAGCACCUCACGAUGGCCCUUCCAGCAGUUUGGUGAACAGUGAUUCAUGGAACAACUCCCUUUCCAAGAGCAGAUCUGUGUCCUCCUCCACCACCAACCACAUCUAUAGCAAGAGCAGAAGAGCAGGUUACCCUUCUUCCAACAUCUCACCUCUGGCUUCACCCUGCACCUCUCCUCCAGUCCAGGGCACUCCGCUCACCAGCCCCACUAAUAAAAGUCCUUCGGUGGAGCUGCCGGACCCUGAGCUUCCUCCGCCUCGGAGCCCACACAAAGCCUUAACCCACAGUCAGAGCGCCCCCAGCUCCAGCACCUCACAAUGGGUGCCCCCUUCACUUUGUAGCAGCUGUGGAAGACCGUACAGUAAACUGAGACACGGGGACGGAUCCGUAGACGCAGGAGACCGAACACAACAGUCAGACGAGCCGCUGAUGAUGUCGUCAGACUAUGAGACCAACCACAGUGACAGCAGCAACUUUGCACAGAACGAGGAGGACGGAGAGGGUCACAGGAUGACCUCUCUCAUCCCACCAGAGGAUAAGCCCAUCCUGGCCCCGGAGCCGCUGGUGAUGGAGGGCCUGGAGCCCCUCAUGAGUCAGAUCAACAACUGGAACUUCCCCAUCUUCAGUCUGGUGGAGAAGACCAACGGCAGAUGCGGCUGCAUCCUCAGCCAGGUGUCUUACCGGUUGUUUGUGGAUACGGGACUCUUCAAAACGUUCAAGAUCCCGGUGAGGGAGUUCAUGAACUACUUCCACGCUCUGGAGAACGGAUACAGGGACAUCCCAUAUCACAACAGGAUCCAUGCCACAGACGUCCUGCAUGCGGUGUGGUACCUCACGAGUCAGCCUGUGCCUGGUUUACCUUCACUCACAUCUCUGAGAGACUCGGACUCUGACGGUGGACUCGCUCUCGGCCGCACAAGCUUCCUGAUGUCCAGGACGUAUCCUGCAGAGGACGAGGGUUACGGCUCUCUGUCCGGCCUCAUCCCUGCUCUGGAGCUGAUGGCGCUCUACGUAGCAGCCGCCAUGCAUGACUACGACCAUCCCGGCAGGACCAACGCGUUCCUGGUGGCCACCAGCGCUCCUCAGGCUGUUCUUUAUAAUGACCGCUCGGUGCUGGAGAACCAUCACGCAGCGUCUGCCUGGAAUCUGUUCAUGUCGCGGCCCGAGUACAACUUCCUGGCCAGUCUGGACCACAUGGACUUCAAACGCUUUCGCUUCCUGGUCAUCGAGGCCAUCCUGGCCACCGACCUCAAGAAACACUUCGACUUUCUGGCUGAGUUCAACGCCAAGGUGGGAGAUGAUGGAUGCUCGGGCAUCGAUUGGACGAACGAGAACGAUCGUCUGCUGGUCUGUCAGAUGUGUAUUAAGUUAGCGGAUAUAAACGGUCCGCUGAAAAGCAAGGAGCUUCAUUUGCAGUGGACCGAAGGCAUCGUCAAUGAGUUUUAUGAACAGGGUGAUGAGGAGUCCAGUUUGGGCCUUCCCAUCAGCCCCUUCAUGGACCGCUCAGCACCGCAGUUGGCCAAACUGCAGGAGUCCUUCAUCACACACAUCGUGGGGCCUCUCUGCAGCUCUUACGAUUCAGCCGCCCUCAUGCCCGGUCACUGGGUCGACCCUCUGCCCAAAGAGGACGAGGAUGCUGAGGAAGAGACGGAUGAAGAGGAGGAGGAAGACACGCCGGAGGAAGACACCUCCACCAGCUCCGAACUUUCCCAGAAACCAGCACCCAAGAAACGACGGAAAGUGUUCUGCCAGAUCACCCAUCACCUGCUGGAGAACCACGAGAUGUGGAAGAAGGUCAUCGCUGAAGAGUCCCAAAGCCAGACAGAAGGGGAGGAGUCCACAUGUCUCACUAGCACCCCUGAGCCAAUCCUAGCCAUCGAUGAGGAGGAGGAGGAGCCAGGGAGCAAGGAGGAGCCUGCAGAUGACCAGGAGGAGGAGGAAGAGGAGGAGGAGGAGAGUCCUAUACCUGACGAGACACACGAAACAGAGGAAACAGAUGGCGAGACUGUAGAGGAAGCAGACGAGACUGUAGAAGACCACGCAGAUUUUAUUGGAAAACGAGAGGAAGACGAGAAAGAGGAUCCGGAAUGAAUGACGUCGUCUUAAAGUGUUUCAUCGGCAAGGGAGACUUCUAAGAAACGGUUGCCAGCACAUCACUUAGACACAACACUGUAGAUGCUUGGGGAACAUGUGCCUAAAGGAAACAGGGUGGGACGGGGUGGUUCGGGAGGAAGGGUUUGACUAACAAUGAGCAGGCGGUGAACUUUUGAGGUUUGAUGUUAAAAUUGACCAGGACAAAAAGUUCUGCAGGGGGUUUCCUAUAUUUUCUAGACUUAUGUUGGUCGGUUUUGCAAGUCCUUUUCCAGCUGCACCUUAACCCCCAAAACUACGACAGGGGUCCCAGUGACCUGAAGUUUUGCAGGCUCAACAAGCAUUUCCGAGGAGCUCAGUGUCAAAGUUGGGGAAACGAGAAACCAAUCCACCAUGACUCUCACCGUUUGGCGUAUCCCAUCACUCCAGAGACUGCAUGCGUUUGGGAAAAGAUAACACUUUGUGUGUUUGCGUGUCUGUUUCGCCAUUGCUCUUUCUUUUUUCCUUUCAUCACUACAGCAGACGCUUGCUCCACUGUCUCAUUUCCGAAGGCGUCGAGCCGAAUGCUUGUCAUUCCCUUCCCUCACCUUUUUCCCUCGGUAUUCCACGAGCUGAGAUUUUGCGUUUCUCAGGAUCAGACUGUUUUCAGAUAACUGUACAAUGAGUCAUAGGUUUUUACAGACUUCCUUGCAGCUUUCUAAUCUUUUGGAUCUUGAUUUGUGGACAAAGGGAAUCUUUUUUUGUUGUUUUUAAAACUGUAACUUCUUCAAAACGCCAAUGGCCUUUUAGCCCAAUCGUUGUUUUACCAGGUGAUUUGAUAUAUAUAUAUAUAUAUAUAUAUAUAUAUAUAUAUAUAUAUAUACACAAAUGCAUACGCGUGCAAUAGUACAUCGUGUCAUCCCUAGUCAUCAAACAUGGUUCCGUCCGAAACUUUAGACGCUCAUAUUCUCCCUUUUUCUGUUCUUGCAUUUAAGCUAAGUUUGAGAGCCAAGUGAAGCAAGUUUGGCUGAUCAAAGGCGCAAACUGGGACGAUGGGAAGGCCUCAGGCUCCUGCGUUCCCCCGCAGUCGUAUGUUCUCCCUCCGAACAAGGCUGUGGUUAUGCUUCACAGUCAUCUCACGCAGCUGCUGCUGUGGUAAUGCAGGAGCUCCUCAGCCCAAGGGAUGAAACGGCGAACACCGUCCCUCUCACAUGAGAGCAUGUGCAGCACAUGAGAUACACGCACCGGUCGACACGGCUGUCCGUGCUCGCCUUUGAUGUGCCGCAGAUGAAACACUUCUGCAGGCUUAAUCACCUCCAGUCCGAUGUAUAAUCGGACACCUUCAGUCGCUUUGAAGGAGAGCCAAUUAAAAAUGCCUUGGUAGGAUGUGACGGUCACGUGCUCCCCUUCGAACGCAAUGCAGUGUAAGCCUUAAUAUUACCAGGCAAUGUAGUCCGGCAAAUUAUUUAAGCAAUACAGUGGUAGCUUUUCCAAUUGCACUUUCUUUUGGUUACGCUCAAGUGUGCGUGUGCCAAAUAUGACUUCAGAUCCAUUCUCCCCAAAGUAUAAAACCCCAUCAGGAGCGUGUGUGUUUUUAUUUGUACAUGGCCCCAAUUGUAGAGGGUAUAUUAUAUUUCUGCAUUAGGCCUUAGAUUUGUAACCCCAGGCUGGAGAUAUUAACCCUUUGGUGCAUGAGUUAUUAAAUCAUAAAUUUAAAUAGUCUUAAUGUUUUUAUCACCUUUUUAUCUCCAAUUUUUCAUGUAAAUUCCCAGUCUGAUAAUGCAUUUUAGAUCGUUGCUGUCCACUGCAAUAAAAGAUAGUAAUGUGGUGCAUCACUUUUGUUUUCCAUUUUGAAUUUAAGACGCCAUAAUAAGCAUAUAAAAAGGAUUGUUGCAGUGAAUUGUUGAUAAGGGUAAAGAUUAUCAACUUAAAAAUGGAUCAGGUAGUGGACAUCAUACAUCAAAGUGUUAAAUUAUACAGUUGUCUCCACUGUGUAUUUCCCAAAACAAAAUCAACUUAUCAUAACCUAAAAUCAAAUCCUGAAGAAUGAAAUCCCCUUAAAUGCAUCACAAAAUCACUCUAACCUAGGCCAGAGAUAUGAACCCUUUACCAAAUCACAAAUAAAAAGUAUUUUAUUACCUUUUUAAAACAAAAAGACAACUUUAAUUCCCUUUUUUCCCCAAAAUAACACAUUUUGGUAGUGUUACUGUCCAUUGCAAUAAGAGAUAGUAGUUGCUACACUUUUGCUUGCCAUUUUAUGCUGCCAUAAUGAAACAUAUAAUUUAAAGGGAUUGUCGCAAUGAAUUAUGGGAAAGGGUCAGAGGUUAUCACCUUAAUAUGGCUUUUAAAGCUCUGUUAACUGUAGUGGACAUCAUGCAUCAAACUGUUAAAUCAUACAGUUGUCUUAUAUUUCCCAAAACAAAAUGACCCUAUCAAAACCUACAAUUAAAUCCCAUGGAAUAAAAUCACCCUAAACACAUUCUCAAAUCAAUAUACCCCAGGCCAGAGAUAUUAACCCUUUGGUGUAUGAAGUACUAAAGUCCUUUUUAAAAAAUAAAAAUAUCUAUAUUAAUUCCGAGACCUUUUUUUCCAAGAAUAAUGCAUUUUAAAGCGUUACUGUCCUCCGCAAUAAAAGAUGGUAGUCGUUACUUGGUACAUCACUUUUUGCCAUUUUUAAUUUAUGUUGCCGUAAUAAAACAUAUAAAAAAGAUUGUCACAAUUAAUUAUAGAGAAGGGUCAAAGGGUAUCACCCUAAAAAAAUGGCUUUUUAAGAUCUGUAGUAGACAACAUGCACAUGUUCAGUGUUAAAAUAACAUUAUAACCUACAAUCAAAUCCUGAGGAAUAAUAUGCCUCUAAAUAAAUGAUUUCACUGACAAUUAUGUCACGCUACGGAAGAAUCUAUUAUGCAAUCUAGCUCCGCCCCUUUCAUCUUACUGAUGCCCAGAUUACUUUCACUAUAUUGGGGAAAUUGAUGUCAUUACUAGUGAUUAGCAUAAGAGCAGUGGGGACACGUGGCGAGUCGACAUGGAUUGGGAAUGACCUCACUGCGAGCGAGUCUUUGACGAUCAAAGGUCAUCGGCUCUGAUGUCUUUAUCAAAGACGCCCAGAUUUACUUCCACCCAGACAGUAUUCAGAAAAUCUGUGGAAUCAGCCAGUGAAUCCUACACGUUUGAUGCGCUCGUGCGUGUGUGUUGGCAUGGCCCUGUCCUCCACGUGCCUCCCAUCGGUCGCCUGAUUCCACGAAUCUUGAGAAACCGUUUCGGACGUGUUCAUAAUGGCACUUUCACUAAAUGCAUCCUUUAUAUACAUUGCAGACGCCCUUGGGAGUGAAAUCAAUUUGGCUCAAAUACCUGGGGAAAUGCAUGAUGACCUGAUAGAUACUGUAGAUUGUGUGUGAAGUUUAGUCUGAUCCUUCCAGAUCUUUGUGAUUGACAGCUGACGGUUUUGAUUAGCAUGUCAGGUUCAGCGGAUGUCGACUCGAGAGACAUAAAGAGGGUUACACGUCACAUGAGAAGCUGAUCUUUUUACAUGUUUCCUUUGUAUUUCCCGUUCACCGCUCGGUCCUUCAUCUUCAGCUGUACGCGUCUGAUAACCGUGUCCACUCGUUUCCUUCACCUCGAGAACCAAACAAGCUUUACACCUCUCUGAGAACGAAACGAGACUUGUAGUUUUUAUAUAUAUAUAUAUAUAUACAGUCGGCACUUCACUGACGAAAUAAUUAUUUUUCUUUUCACUUGUAUCUUGCACUUAACACAUGUAGCAAUACCUAUAGAAAGGGGAACUUUGUAAAUCACCAGUAUUCGUAAAGUGAAAUAUUCAUUUUAUCGCUGAUUGUUGUUCCAUUUUGUACAAAACGAUAUUGUGUACAGGUUAAAAAUUAAACGAAACAAAAACAAAGCCAAAAAAAAAAAAAAACAAGGGACGAAAAAGAUGAAGACGACAACAGAAGUCUUUUAGAUAAAUAUUAUUUAUUUUUACUGUUUUGUAAUUUAGACACUAUACUGUAGCUCCUCUAUUGCCAGAUUUACUGGAAGUGCCUCUUGGUAUAAUGUAACAUACAGAAAAUAUAUAUUGAGAUUAUUAGAACCUGUCACAAGCUGAACAUUGUGGAUGUUGUAAUGUGAAUACAGUUUAAUAAUACGAGUGAAGUACUGUGGUA
Molecule: messenger RNA, 8116 nt
Organism: Carassius gibelio (silver crucian carp)
Lineage: Eukaryota; Metazoa; Chordata; Actinopteri; Cypriniformes; Cyprinidae
Product: cGMP-inhibited 3',5'-cyclic phosphodiesterase 3A-like
Exons: 17
Coding region: 657-3977 (1106 amino acids)
Biological process (GO): oocyte maturation; positive regulation of oocyte development
Cellular component (GO): cytosol
Molecular function (GO): 3',5'-cyclic-AMP phosphodiesterase activity
Source: RefSeq, a predicted model, not a curated record